AUGAGAUCGAGGCUACGUGAGGAUGAGGAAGAUGAUGAAGAAGAUGAUGCACAAAGGCGAAGAAAUACAACACAAGUUAUGGCGGAAGCAGCUGGCUGGUUAGCUACUAACCCACUCCAACAACAACCUCAAUGGGGUGGCUCUGUUCGAGGUCGUGCUACCUGUCACCGAUCACAUGAGGUAGCUAAUGAAAAAUUAUUAAAUGAUUACUUUGUAGCUGACCCUGUGUACCCUGCGGAAAUCUUUAGACGACGUUAUAGGAUGAGGCGUGAAGUGUUCCUUCGCAUAUUAGAUCAUGCGCAGAUGACAUGCUUUAGGCAGUCAAAAGAUUGUGUCGGGCGUCCAGGAUUCUCGCCUCAUCAGAAAUUGACAUGUGCACUCCGAAUGCUAGCUAAUAAAUGCUCGGCUGAUUCCUUAGAUGAAUCCUUCCGUAUGCCUGAGUCAACAGCCAUCAAGAAUUUGGUCAUACCAUUGUCACUAUCUAUUAAGAACACUACCUCUGAGCUCCUACAAUUGAAGAUCUGGAUAGGCUUCUACAAAGAGCCAGGUCAGACACCGCAACUUAGCUAUCAUGUCAACGGAACUCCUUACGAGUUUGGGUACUACCUUGCUGAUGGCAUCUACCCAAAGUGGGCGACACUUAUUCAAUCAAUCAAACAUCUUGAGAAUGAAGUAGAAGAGUACUUUUCCACUAAGCAAGAGGCAUACAGGAAGGAUGCUGAAAGGGUAUUUGGGAUUCUACAAGCACGAUUUGCAAUUAUUAGGCAACCUUCAAGAGGUUGGGGCCGAGAUUUAUUAUCGACAAUCAUGUUAGCUGCAUAA
Molecule: messenger RNA, 822 nt
Organism: Fragaria vesca subsp. vesca
Lineage: Eukaryota; Viridiplantae; Streptophyta; Magnoliopsida; Rosales; Rosaceae
Exons: 2
Coding region: 1-822 (273 amino acids)
Source: RefSeq, a predicted model, not a curated record